AUGGCGCAAACCGUCGCGACUGCGCCCACCAGCUGGAUGAGAUAUACGCAGGGCUUGGACUCGCGCGAGAUAUUCCAGGACAGGACCUCGGUCGCACUUUUGGGACUCCCUGGAGCGGGAAAGUCGACUCUUGGAGUGAUUGCUUCUGCGACGUUGAAAAUGAGAUUGGUUGAGACGGACAGGUGCUUCCGAACCAUGACCGGCACCACAACCUCGGAAUAUGUGGUUCAGUUCGGUAGACAGUCGUAUCUUGACAAAUCUUUGGAAAUCUUACGACAUAUCCUGAAAAAGCAUUCGACAAACUGUGUCAUUGCUGUAUCUGCGAAAAUGUCCGAUAUCCCGGCCUGCCGCGCUGAGCUUCAAGAGUUUGCUGCAACUCACCCACUUGUCCACAUUCUAAGGAAAGCUGAGUAUAUUGUCGAGCAUCUCAACAACCAUAUGAGUCGCGACGAUGUGUUGCUCCUGUACCAGCGGUGCAUACCACAGUAUCGCGCUCUUUGCAAUUUUGAAUUCUACAACGGGGGUGGCGCUGAGCUCGCCGGCCUGCCAUCGCAUGAUGCCAGCCCCAUGCCUUCUUUUUUAUCACUAAAGCACGCGCAAAAGGACUUUUUAGGGUUCAUAUCCCGUAUAAGGGGUUUCUGUCGUCUGAAUAGGUUUGUGCGUGCGCCAGAGGAUACAGAAUUCUCGAGGGUAUUGCUCAUACCAUUUCCACCAAACGAUAACCAGGACGAUUCCUCGGACCCCAGGGCUAUUCACGGAAUUCACUUGAUCCAGCUGCAAUUAUCACUGCAGCAAGUUCUCGAAGUUGAUCUUACUUCUCUAUUGGAUCGUAUUUCCUUCGUGUUGGCUAGAUUCCGCCGCAACUGUGAUUAUCCUGUUGCGUUGCGUGUUCUACCUCUGCCGAUACUAUCGGACCGCUCAGCUUUAGAAUACCCCAACUACUUUCGUGUUCUGCAACAUGGGGUUUCUCUGGGCUUUGAUUACUGCUACGUGGACCUUGGGUUGUCUCACCAUAGCCUUGCCCAGUUUACCCAGCACGCAGGAGCCACCAAAAUCAUCGGAACGUGGCAUAACUACGGCCAGCCAAGUCCACAGAGCUCUUUGUGGAAAACAAAUCGGUACCAGGAUGUCUUUGACCUCGCCGUAGAUCUUGGUUGUUCUGCUGUACAGCUGAGCGCACCAGCGGCUACGAUGCAAGAUAAUUACGAUGUCAUGAAGUUCACAGAGAAAAUGAGACAACAAGGAGCUCAGACGAAGGUUCAAAUAUCUGCGUUCAACACGGGGGAGAUCGGAAGGCUCUCUCGUAUAAUGAAUCGCACGUUGUCACCAGUAGCUGGCAGCCACUUUUUGGCACACAAUCACUACCACGAGGAGCAAACGCUUCACGGGGGAACUGCUGAGUUGGCAGGCAUUAUUACUGUCGAAGAGUCGUGCAAGGCCCUCGAAGCAGCAUUUAUAGUACGAAAGCUGCGCUUUUGUAGCUUCGGGUCGCUCAUCUCCCAUUCUAUCGCCCCGGCCAUGCACAACGCGGCGCUGAGCGCUCUUGGGCUCCCAUACCACUACGGUCUGGUGCAGUCACCGGACGUGAUUCAGUCUCUACACCUCAUGCGCGCAUGUGACUUUGGCGGGCUCAGCUGUGCUAACCCUCACAAGAGAAGUAUUAUAACCCAUCUCGAUCACAUAUCAGACGCCGCGCGCGACAUCACCGCUGUCAAUACAGUUUACACGGUUCCAUUGUCCUCUGGAGGGCGCGCGCUGUUAGUAGGAGAGAACACGGACUGGAUUGGGGUGACCUCUUGUAUUGAGAACUACUUGAGCCCCGUAAAUACUAUUACUUCGAAGACAACAGCACUGGUUCUCGGAGCUGGCGGUAUGGCUCACGCGGCUGUUUAUGGACUUCUACGUCUGGGUGUUACUAGGAUCUUUCUUUGGAAUCGUACACUGUCGAGGGCAGAGGCCUUGAAACAACACUUCCGGCAGGUUGGCAAGUCAUUACAAUUCCGUCGCUUUUCCUCUCGGGAAGACGAUGUACUCAGCGAUCAUAAUUGCAAUGACGAUGCCCAAGAUAGCGGGCCCGUUGAAAUUCUUCCGUCAACUGAACCCUCCCAAAUAUCGGACAGGGGAGUGGCCUAUCCUUCACUUAUAAUCAACACGCUCGCUGACGGUUCUGACCAGCCAGUGGCGUCCGCAUUUGAUCUGGAUGCCGACUGGUUCAGUAAUGAAACAGGUGGCGUAUACGUUGAGUCUGCCUACAGAUCGGUAGAGUCCGUGCUUCGCAGCAAGGUCCAAGGAUUGAUGCCAAGGAAUUGGGUUGCCGUCCGAGGGCAGGAGCUUCUCUUAGAGCAAGCGUUUCCGCAAAUCGAGCUAUGGACGGGUAUGCCGGCCCCAAGAGAUAUUAUGCGAAGGGCUGUCAAUCUGUAA
Clonostachys byssicola is the source of this 2421-nucleotide messenger RNA. Lineage: Eukaryota; Fungi; Ascomycota; Sordariomycetes; Hypocreales; Bionectriaceae. The record is from the annotation of a GenBank genome assembly.